GUUCGUUGGGUAUUCAACAUGGCGGCGGCAUUGGCCGCGGUGGCGGCGGCGCAAGAGAGCUGAGGGCAGCGCGAGGGCGCGGAGUUCCAGGCCGAGCAGGUAGGCCGCGAACGAUUACGAGGCUGAAUAGAUGAGUAACCGGAAGCCCAGAGAGGAGUUGUUGCCUGCCCAAGGGCACUUUUAGCAGAUCCAGCAUCAAACCAGGCCCCUGGUUGGAGCCCAAGUCCCCAGCGCCAUGUUUGGGAAGAAGAAGAAGCGAGUGGAGAUCUCCGCGCCAUCCAACUUUGAGCACCGUGUGCACACGGGCUUCGACCAGCACGAGCAGAAGUUCACAGGGCUGCCCCGCCAGUGGCAGAGCCUGAUCGAGGAGUCGGCGCGCCGGCCCAAGCCUCUCGUCGACCCUGCCUGCAUCACCUCCAUCCAGCCUGGGGCCCCCAAGACCAUCGUGCGGGGCAGCAAAGGCGCCAAGGAUGGGGCCCUCACGCUGCUGCUCGACGAGUUUGAGAACAUGUCGGUGACACGCUCCAACUCCCUACGGAGAGACAGCCCGCCACCCCUUGCCCGUACCCGCCAGGAAAACGGGACACCAGAGGAACAGGCUGCCAUGGCCAGAGGGGGCCCGGAGAAGGCAGGCAGCCGAGGCCGGCUCACCAGUCACAGCGAGGCGGGUGGCAGCAGUGGCGACAGGCGGCGGGUGGGGCCAGAGAAGAGGCCCAAGUCUUCCAGGGAGGGCCCAGGGGGUCCCCAGGAGCCCUCUCGGGACAAACGCCCCCUCUCUGGGCCUGAUGUCAGCCGGGCGAAAAUGACAGCUGGCCGGCCCUUUAACACGUACCCGUGGGCCGACACAGACCACACGUCCCGUGGUGCCCAGGGGGAGCCUCAUGGCAGGGCCCCCAAUGGGCCAUCUGCGGGGGGCCUGGCUGCCCCUCAGUCCUCCUCCUCCCGGCCCCCAACCCAAGUCCGCGGUGCCCCCAGCCCUGGAGUGCUGGGCCCCCAUGCAUCUGAGCCCCAGCUGGCCCCUCUGGCCCGCACCCCAGCUGUCCCUGCUGCCCCCACUGUCCCCACCGCCCCUGGGCCUCCUGGCCCCCGCUCUCCCCAGCGGGAGCCCCAGCGUGUGUCCCACGAGCAGUUCCGGGCUGCCCUGCAGCUGGUGGUGGACCCAGGUGACCCUCGCUCCUACUUGGACAACUUCAUCAAGAUCGGCGAGGGCUCCACGGGCAUCGUGUGCAUCGCCACUGUGCGCAGCUCGGGCAAGCUGGUGGCCGUCAAGAAGAUGGACCUGCGCAAGCAGCAGAGGCGAGAGCUGCUCUUCAACGAGGUGGUGAUCAUGCGGGAUUACCAGCACGAGAACGUGGUGGAGAUGUACAACAGCUACCUGGUGGGAGACGAGCUCUGGGUGGUGAUGGAGUUCCUGGAGGGGGGCGCCCUCACUGACAUCGUCACCCACACCAGGAUGAAUGAGGAGCAGAUUGCUGCCGUCUGCCUGGCCGUGCUGCAGGCCCUGUCCGUGCUCCACGCCCAGGGCGUCAUCCACCGGGAUAUCAAGAGUGACUCUAUCCUGCUGACCCACGAUGGCCGGGUAAAGCUGUCAGACUUCGGGUUCUGCGCCCAGGUGAGCAAGGAGGUACCACGGAGGAAGUCGCUGGUGGGCACGCCCUACUGGAUGGCCCCGGAGCUCAUCUCCCGCCUUCCCUACGGGCCAGAGGUGGACAUCUGGUCUCUGGGUGUGAUGGUGAUCGAAAUGGUGGACGGGGAGCCCCCCUACUUCAAUGAGCCACCCCUCAAAGCCAUGAAGAUGAUUCGGGACAAUCUGCCGCCCCGGCUGAAGAACCUGCACAAGGUGUCCCCAUCCCUGAAGGGCUUUCUGGACCGGCUGCUGGUGCGUGACCCUGCGCAGCGGGCCACAGCGGCUGAGCUGCUGAAGCACCCGUUCCUGGCCAAGGCCGGGCCGCCCGCCAGCAUUGUGCCCCUCAUGCGCCAGAACCGUACCACAUGAGGCCCAGCACCCUGCCCUGAACCAAAGAGGCCAUUGGGCCACCCUGCCCUACUGGAGGCUAGUAGGGGGCUGGCCCCCACUCCUUCCAGCCUGGGAAACACUCCAUGUGGCAUCAUCUUCCUCGCAGGGUGCAGGACCCUACUACUGAACCCCGGUUUCGGCUUUUAAAGAAAACACAGGGACUUGUGGGGAGCAAGUGAGGCUCCCGGAACCCCUCCCUCAGUCUGGGGUGGGUCCUUACCUGUGUUCCCGUCUCCUGGAUGGACGGAUAUCCUCCCAUCACUGGAAAUCUGCAGCAGGGUUGCGGGGGGUGGAGAGAACACUACAAAAUGGGUGUGUGUAUGUGUGUGUGUGUGUGUGUGCGCGCGCGCGUGCGUGUGUGUG
Orycteropus afer afer is the source of this 2380-nucleotide messenger RNA. RefSeq names its product p21 (RAC1) activated kinase 4 (gene PAK4). Gene Ontology annotation, cellular component: cytoplasm. Lineage: Eukaryota; Metazoa; Chordata; Mammalia; Tubulidentata; Orycteropodidae. The record is from RefSeq and is a predicted model, not a curated record. Gene Ontology annotation, biological process: regulation of MAPK cascade; intracellular signal transduction; protein phosphorylation. Gene Ontology annotation, molecular function: ATP binding; protein serine/threonine kinase activity.